Rana temporaria (common frog) is the source of this 1661-nucleotide messenger RNA. Its product is annotated as cobalamin binding intrinsic factor-like. Gene Ontology annotation, biological process: cobalamin transport. Bases 149 to 1396 code for a protein of 415 amino acids. Gene Ontology annotation, molecular function: cobalamin binding. NCBI's taxonomy places the organism in Eukaryota, Metazoa, Chordata, Amphibia, Anura, Ranidae. The record is from RefSeq and is a predicted model, not a curated record. The transcript has 10 exons.
UGCGUCACAGUCAGCUAGCUACAUCUUGCUAAGAGAAGGUGGAAUAUAUAAACUGGGAGGUAGAUUGGCUUCAAUCCAGGGAUUUAAAAAAGCAAAGACAAUAACCGGUAUAUAAGACAGAACUUGUCCUUUGUAAGACAUUGUCAACAUGGAGAACUGGCUUGGAUUAUGCCUUGUGCUACUCAGCGUUACCUGUUUCUGCAAAGCUGUUAACACCUGUAAUGUUCCUGACACCAAGAAGUCUUAUGUCACCAGCCUUGCCAUUAACAUGGCUCGUAGCGUGGGGCCGUGUGUCCCUCCUGAUCCCAGCGUCCUUCUGGCACUUAACCUGGGACAGGUCAAGGAUCCGACAGCCCAAGACAUGCUAAUCGAACAGUUGAAAAAUGAUGCAGUGGAUAGAGUGUCAAAAAAUGUGCCCUUUACCUCAGGGAAAGUGGCCCUUUAUGUUCUGGCUCUUCGCUCUUCGUGUGUUGAUCCCAGCAACAUCUCUGUCCAAAAAGGAAGCAUUAACCUUGUCCAGCUUCUGGAGAACAAGACUCGUGAAGAGCUGCAUGCUUUUGAAAAUGGGCCAUCUCCAAAGGCAUCCGUAAUAACCACUUGGUACCAAGUAGGUCUUGACCUUAUCGGUCUCUGCACCAUGUCCAGCCCUUAUGCUAUUUCAGCAGCAUGCAUUGUGGCCAACCACACUACACCAGAGGUGUGUGGUUCUGUAGACACCGCAGCCGUAGUAGUGAUGGGGUUGGUUUGUGUGCUUGGCAUGGAAAAUGUCCCUGAACAAACACUUACAGAAGUGAGGACAACCCUGGCUGGUCUCUUGGGUUAUAUUUUGGAGCAUCGAGAAGACGGACUUAUCGGCAAUGCUUACAGCACAGGCCUAGCUGCACAGGCUUUGUUGGCUGCAGAGAAGUAUUUUUUAGUGAACUGGAAUUGUUCUAGAACAAUACAAAAAGUGCUUGACCUAAUACCCAAGAAGACGUUCUCCUUGCCCAUCGCUGCUGCCCAGGUGCUGCCUUUCCUGUGGGGUACAAGCUAUGUCUCUGUGAAGAGUCUGCAAUGUCCAGAAGAUGAUGCUCACUUAAUCUCAGUGGAAUACACGAUUGUGAAUAACUUAAUAGGAGAACAUUUUUGUCAUCCUACUAUCGUAGCAGUGAAAGAAGGAUCAACUCUACUGCAGGUCAUGCAAAAAGCUGCUGAACAAGAUCCUAAUGAAUUCAGCUUCGAGUCCCAAGAUUCCUCUUGGGGAGUUUUCAUCACGGCCAUUAACCACCUUGCUGGAAGCACCAAUGAUAAGACCUACUGGCAGUUCUUUAGCGAUAACACACCACUGGAAGUAGGUGUCAGUAGCUACAUACCCAAGAAAAAUGACCAUAUCACCGUCAUCUUCAGCAAAUACUAAUUAUAUUGGCCUUCUAGAAUAUAUCUCCAUGUGCUGGCUUAACAACUUUAAAGAAGAACUAAACUCUCUCAAUCAGCAUUUUAUUAUUCCUUAAACUGUUAACAUUAAAUAGAUAUGAAGGUAUAUUAUAUUUACUUUACUUUUUUUUUUUUUUUUACAUGUCUUCAGUUGCUUUCUGGUUUUUGGCCUAGGCAAGUGAUGUCAUACAUCUCAGGAGUCUUCAUGGGCAUUUUAUUCUUUCAUCUGAGCUAAGCAUCCUCCUGCC